Molecule: messenger RNA, 1320 nt
Organism: Lodderomyces oxycetoniae
Lineage: Eukaryota; Fungi; Ascomycota; Pichiomycetes; Serinales; Debaryomycetaceae
Gene: ERF1
Product: translation termination factor eRF1
Exons: 1
Coding region: 1-1320 (439 amino acids)
Biological process (GO): cytoplasmic translational termination
Cellular component (GO): cytosol; translation release factor complex
Molecular function (GO): sequence-specific mRNA binding; translation release factor activity, codon specific
Source: RefSeq, a predicted model, not a curated record
AUGUCAAGCCAAGAGUCAGAAGCUGAAAAGAACAUUGAGAUUUGGAAAGUCAAAAAGUUGAUCAAAUCUUUGGAAAUGGCGAGAGGUAAUGGUACAUCGAUGAUUUCGUUAGUUAUACCACCAAAGGGCCAAAUAUCAUUAAUACAAAAGAUGUUGACUGAAGAGUACGGUACAGCCUCAAACAUCAAAUCUAGAGUUAAUAGACUAUCUGUGUUAUCGGCCAUUACAUCUACUCAACAAAAAUUGAAAUUAUAUAAUAGUGUACCUAGAAACGGGUUGGUGGUGUAUUGUGGUGAUGUCAUAACAGACGAGGGAAAGGAAAAGAAAUUGAAUAUCGAUUUUGAGCCAUUCAAGCCUAUAAAUACUUCCUUGUACCUUUGCGAUAACAAAUUCCACGUUGAGGCUUUAAAUGAGUUGUUGGAAAAUGACGAUCGGUUUGGGUUUAUUGUAAUGGAUGGUAAUGGUGCCUUGUUUGGUGCAGUGAGCGGUAAUACUAGAGAAGUAUUGCACAAGUUCACUGUAGAUUUACCAAAAAAGCACGGUAGAGGUGGUCAAUCCGCUGUACGUUUCUCGCGUUUGAGAGAAGAAAAGAGACACAAUUAUGUUCGUAAAGUUGCCGAAGUAGCGGUGCAAAAUUUCAUUACUGCUGACAAGGUCAAUGUCAAAGGUUUAAUUCUUGCCGGUUCUGCUGAUUUCAAAACUGAGUUGUCCAAGUCAGACUUGUUUGAUAAUAGGUUACAAGCUAAAGUUAUAAAAAUCGUUGAUAUUUCAUAUGGUGGUGAAAAUGGAUUCAACCAGGCUAUUGAAUUGUCGGCUGAAACUUUAGCAAACGUUAAAUUCGUCCAGGAGAAGAAAUUGUUAAAUGAGUAUUUCGAAGAAAUUUCUCAAGACUCUGGGAAAUACUGUUAUGGAAUUGAAGAUACAUUAAAGGCAUUGGAUUUAGGUGCUUGUGAAAGAGUAAUAGUUUAUGAAAACUUAAACAUUAUAAGGUACACUUUGAAAGAUAUUGAAGGUGAAGAAGUAAUAAAACAUGUUAACCCAGAGUUACCAGAUAAGUCAUGGCAAGAAGAUAAGAAAACAGGAACAGAUAUGGAGAUUUUGAAAGAGGAAUUGUUUUUGGAAUGGUUAGCUGAAAAUUACAAGAAUUUCGGUGCAGAAUUGGAUUUUGUCUCUGAUAGAUCUUCUGAAGGUGCUCAAUUUGUUCAAGGUUUUGGAGGUAUCGGUGCAGUAUUGAGAUACAAGGUUAAUUUUGAUCAAUUGGGUGAUGAAGAUGAAGAUGAAGACGAAUAUUACGAUGAUGAUGACGAUGACUUUAUUUAA